AUGGCUCCUACACCAUCACAGAACUCCACGUCAAAAGUCAAGGGCACUAAGACGUUCUCCUCGCUCAGCCGCCCGUGGCAGAGCCAUACUAUCUCCGGCACCCACACAGGGGCGAGUCCUAUGGAUCGAUGGAUCUCCCAGUCUCCCAAGGACGAGCCUUGGACCAACAUUGGUGGAGUCAGAACCGUUGCAGGUUCUCACUCGGAGAAGAACCAUGAUACCACUUCGAGCCGUGGGGGCGUUGCGGGGUCUCACUCGGGAAAUGCGAAGCAGUGA
Molecule: messenger RNA, 276 nt
Organism: Neoarthrinium moseri
Lineage: Eukaryota; Fungi; Ascomycota; Sordariomycetes; Amphisphaeriales; Apiosporaceae
Exons: 2
Coding region: 1-276 (91 amino acids)
Source: RefSeq, a predicted model, not a curated record